GGUUGUUAUCUUCGACGUGAAAUCAUUAUUUGAAUUAUCUACAAAAAUAACAAUGCCUUUUCAAUUCCUCAAGUCACCGCUCAGCUACAAGAGACACACCUCGGCAAUGGUUUGCAGAGACCAAUCAUUCAGUAAAUCGGAUGAUACCCUGAUAUUCACCGAUGUCUACGAGGAAGACCUUUUCACCAAGGACCCAGACUGUAUUAGAAAGAUAACUUGGACAACAACCCCCAAGAACGACUACACAAAUGCCGAGUGCCGCAUCUGGAUUGGAGCACAGCUUCGAGCCCAUUACAUUUUUCUUUCCCGAUCCUCGGCCAUAUCCAUUGCCAGCAACUUCGUCGGUUCGGGAUACACAAUGUAUGCAAUGGAAAAAGAAGAUUGGGUAGAAAUGCUCGGAGUUCAUGGUUAUGUCAUAAGAUUCUUGAUUCGAAGAAUUUUGUGGAAUAAGAGUACAGCCAUGAAAGCGGGCUUUUCGGCGGCAGCCAUAUUUGAAUUGAGGGGCGAAUAUAAGCCAGAGAUGGCGUCUGAGGAGGAUUUAAUUUGGAGCGGGCUGUAUUCAAUCAAGGGGAAUUCGAGAUGAUAUCAUUACUUGUGAAGUAAUUUGAAUAUAGGGAUCUCAAGAUAUGGAGUUAUUUUGAUAUGGGAAUGAUUGGAUGUGUGGAUAACCGGAUAUGGAGUAAUUUGGAUUUGGAUCUUAUCGACUUGCAAUCAGUUGUGUAUAUAAUAGAAUUCUCA
Molecule: messenger RNA, 738 nt
Organism: Botrytis cinerea B05.10
Lineage: Eukaryota; Fungi; Ascomycota; Leotiomycetes; Helotiales; Sclerotiniaceae
Exons: 2
Coding region: 53-583 (176 amino acids)
Source: RefSeq, a predicted model, not a curated record